AUGGCUAGCGUUGACGUUUCUCAACUCUCAAAGCAAGAACAUGACGAGCUUACAUGCGCUUAUGCAGCUCUUCUCUUACACGAUGAUGGACUCGAAAUCACCGGUGAGAAAUUGGCUAAAGUUAUCAAGGCCAGCGGUAAUGAAGUUGAAGCUUACUGGCCAGCAUUGUUCGCUAAGGCUCUUAAGGGACAAAAUAUUGAAGAUUUAUUAUCUAACCUCGCCUCAGCUCCAUCUGCUGGUGGUGCUGGACCAGCAGUCACAGUUCAAGAGACUACCGCUGUUGCUGCCAAGCCCAAGGAAGAAGAAAAGAAAAAGGAGGAAGAAGCUGAUGUCGAUAUGGGUGGCCUUUUCGGAGAUGACUAUUGA
Messenger RNA from Stylonychia lemnae, 366 nucleotides. Lineage: Eukaryota; Ciliophora; Spirotrichea; Sporadotrichida; Oxytrichidae. The record is from the annotation of a GenBank genome assembly.